Ananas comosus (pineapple) is the source of this 3010-nucleotide messenger RNA. Its product is annotated as protein FAR1-RELATED SEQUENCE 5-like. The record is from RefSeq and is a predicted model, not a curated record. The coding region runs from base 393 to 2756 and encodes 787 amino acids. Gene Ontology annotation, biological process: regulation of DNA-templated transcription. The transcript is spliced from 3 exons. NCBI's taxonomy places the organism in Eukaryota, Viridiplantae, Streptophyta, Magnoliopsida, Poales, Bromeliaceae. Gene Ontology annotation, molecular function: zinc ion binding; nucleic acid binding.
CCUUCCAUCUCUCUUCCUCUUUCCCUUUCAUCCCGGACGCCCCCUCCGCACCGACGCCUUCCGGGCCACGGCGCUACAGGAUCGCUCCUCUCUCUCUUUCUCCCUCUCUGGUUCCCAAACCAGAACCAUUUUUCCUUUAUUUUUUUUCAUUUUCUCCCUCCAUCUCUCUUCCUCUUUUCCCUUCUCUACGGUGGUGGUCCACGCCGACGCCUUCCGGGCUGCAGCGCUACUCGAUCCCGGACGCGCCGACGCCUUCCGCGCCGACGCCUUCCAGGCAGCGCGCUAUACGAUCGCUCCCGGCCGUGGUGCGCUCCCUCGGCCCUGUGAGGAUCGAUCCCGAGCAACGAUCUGAGGAUAUUGUUCUCCAACUGCGCAACCAAGGGGUUAAUUAAAUGAGGGAAUAUGGCUCUACAAUUGGUUCUUCUGUUUCUCUGUGCAAUAUUGAUGUUGAAAAUGAGGUAGAUGAGGAAUUGGAACAAAUUGCUACUGCUGAACAAAUAUGUAUGAGCACACAACCUAUUGAAGAGCCACGUGUUGGUUUGGAAUUCAACUCUAUAGAAGAUGGUAAAAAGUUCUACAAUGACUAUGCUUUUAAAAUGGGGUUUAGUAUAAGAAAAACAUACCAUUAUAAGUCAAAGAAACAUGAUGAUGCCAUCACAUCUGUAACCUAUUGUUGCGCCAAAGCAGGUCUUUCUAAAUCCCAAACUCACGAGAAAGGUCAUUGCCAAAAUUCAGAAGGUAGCAAUACACCUAAAAAGCAAUUUUCUAAUCGACGAAGUGGUUGUAAAGCGCAUAUUGUAUUGAGGAUAGAUGAUCGAGGAAAAUGGAUGAUUACGGUGGUGGCGAACGAACAUAAUCAUGAAUUAAUCAUUAGUCCUUCUAAAAGUCGAUUUUUUCGAUCGCAUCGUGCUAUUACAGAGGAGCAAAAAGAAUUAAUUCAUAUGAUGAAUGAACAGAAUAUUUCUACUUCACAAAUUAUGGCCUUUAUGCAAGCAAGGGAGGGAGGAAGACAUAAUAUUCACUUCACUCGCAAAGAUUUAAGUAAUAAAGUUGCUGAGAAAAAUAGAAACCUUAUUGGAAUAGAUGUAGCAAGUGCGCUUAAUUAUUUUCGUGAGCUUCAAUCUAAAGAUCCGUUAUUCUUCUAUGCUAUUGAUGUUGAUGACCAACAGCGGGCUCGGAACAUAUUUUGGGUAGAUGGAAGAUCAAGAUUAGCAUAUGAGCAUUUUGGCGAUGUUGUCACUUUCGAUACAACUUAUAUGACGAAUAAAUAUAGUAUGCCAUUUGCUCCUUUUAUAGGGGUUAAUCAUCAUUUGCAGUCUAUAUUUUUCGGGUGUGCUCUCAUUAGAGAUGAGACUGCUAAUACAUUUGCUUGGUUGUUUGAAACAUGGAUUAAAGCCAUGUAUGGUAGACACCCAAAAGCUAUUAUUACUGAUCAAGAUCCUGCUAUGAAAAAGGCCAUUGAGGAAGUCUUUCCAACCACUGUUCAUAGGUGUUGUCAGUGGCAUGUGAUGAGAAAAGCAAAGGAGCAUUUUGGUGUGCUUUAUAACACUAAGGAUGGCUUUGAAAAUGAUUUGAAAGAAUGCAUAAAUUGUAGUUUAAGCAUUGAGGAGUUUGAGGAUGCGUGGAUAACAAUGCUUGAUAAAUAUGAAUUGCAUGAAAAUAACCAUCUUCGGUUGCUAUGGAAUAUUCGACAUCAAUGGAUUCCUGCAUAUUUUCGAGAUACUUUCUUUGCCAAUAUGUCUACGUCACAACGUAGUGAAAGUAUGAAUGCCGUUGCAAAAAUAUGGUUAGAUGCACAUACAUCAAUAUUCAAGUUUGUCAUGCAAUUUGAGAAAAUGACACAUAAUCAAUAUGAGAGAGAGGAUUUAGAGGAUUUUAUGACAAAGGAUAGAGAGCCCAGUUUAUGGUCAGAUGAUCCAAUUGAGAAAGAUGCACGCCGCAUAUACACAAGAAAUAUUUUUUCAGAAUUUAAGACUCAAUUAAGAGCGACGACGGGUUAUAAGUUGAUUGAGUUGAAAAAAGAUUCACUAUAUAAGAUCAGCUCUAUAUCACACUCGUCCACUUCAAGACAAUGGAUGUGCACAUAUAUAGUGACUGUUGUAAGGCCCGAAAAUAUGGUAUCCUGCACUUGUAAAUUGUUUGAAUUUUAUGGCCUCUUAUGUGCUCAUGCGCUUAAAGUAAUGCAUUAUAUUGAGAUUUAUAACAUCCCACCUCAUUAUAUAUUAAAUAGGUGGACUAAGAAUGCAAAAAAGAGAAUACCAAGCAAUAGUACAGAAAUGAGUGAUGGUUCCUCGUUUUGUAGAUCUCGAAGGUUUGAUUCCCUUACAUUAGAAAUGCAAAAAUUUAUCUUUGAAGGUUCAAAAAAUCUUAAGGCACAUGAAACUGCAUGUCAGAUAAUUAGAGAAGGAAUUGAUACACUAACAUCAAUUAAUCAAAUGUUUGAAAGUGAGGAAGCGACAAUCAAGGAGCCUUCAAUUAGUCUUCACAGAAUCGUAAUUUCACAAUCAAGCCAAGUAAAUAUGCUUGCAUCAGAAUGCACGAUUAAAGAUCCUCCUCAAUCACAAUGUAAAGGAAAGAGAAAACCACAAAGGUUUAAGCCUUCCAUUGAAAAAAAGAUUAGGGUGCCAAGAACUUGCAAGCAAUGUGGUAAAAAAGGACACAACAUUAGGACUUGUAAGGAGAUUGUUGAUGAAGUGCCAUCUAACGAUCCAAGUUUUAGCGAGAGGCUUGAAGAAACCGAUGACGAAGAGACUUAAAAGCAAGAACAAAUCAGUGUUGUACCUUUGCAGAUUGUUGUGCCAAAGUUUUUGGAGAUUGUUGUGCUAAAUCAGUGUUGUACCUGACUUUACUUUGCAGAUUGUUGUGCACACAACUUAUUUGCAGAUUGUUGAACAUUAUUGUGCUUAUUGUUUUGGAUAUGUAUAACAAUUCUAGAUCACCGUUUUCUUUGCUUUCAUUUUGUUAUUUCGAGGUCCGUUUUUUGUUCUGAAUCAUUGAAGCUCAUCUCCUC